Paramisgurnus dabryanus is the source of this 1378-nucleotide messenger RNA. RefSeq names its product eukaryotic translation initiation factor 2, subunit 1 alpha b (gene eif2s1b). The record is from RefSeq and is a predicted model, not a curated record. Gene Ontology annotation, molecular function: ribosome binding; translation initiation factor activity; RNA binding. Gene Ontology annotation, cellular component: eukaryotic translation initiation factor 2 complex; eukaryotic 48S preinitiation complex. Lineage: Eukaryota; Metazoa; Chordata; Actinopteri; Cypriniformes; Cobitidae. Gene Ontology annotation, biological process: translational initiation.
CCCGCGGCCGCCGGUCUUCACCCGUUGCUGCUGGCUUGGCUUCACUCUUUUCUCACAAUCUGAUCAAUGGCCAGCUAACAGCCGCAGACAUACGGCAGUUUUAACACAUUAAAAGGACUUAAAGUCAGUGAUCUGUGACACCUGUCAGAGAUGCCGGGCCUCAGCUGUCGGUUCUACCAGCAUCGCUUCCCGGAGGUGGAGGAUGUGGUGAUGGUAAACGUGCGCUCCAUCGCAGAAAUGGGCGCUUAUGUCAGUCUCCUGGAGUACAACAACAUCGAGGGUAUGAUCCUGCUGAGCGAGCUGUCCCGCAGACGCAUCCGAUCCAUCAACAAACUCAUCCGCAUCGGACGCAACGAAUGCGUGGUGGUCAUCAGAGUGGACAAGGAGAAGGGAUACAUUGAUUUGUCCAAGAGAAGAGUCUCUCCAGAAGAAGCCAUCAAGUGUGAGGAUAAAUUCACCAAAUCGAAAACCGUUUACAGUAUUCUGCGACAUGUUGCUGAAGUGUUGGAGUACACAAAGGACGAACAGCUGGAGAGUUUAUUCCAGCGUACCGCCUGGGUCUUUGACGAGAAGUACAAAAAACCUGGAUACGGAGCUUAUGAUGUCUUCAAACAGGCCGUGUCCGAUCCCGAAAUUUUGGAUGGGUUGGAUCUGACAGAAGAAGAGAGAAACGUGCUCAUCGACAACAUUAAUAGACGACUCACACCACAGGCUGUCAAAAUAAGAGCCGAUAUUGAGGUGGCGUGUUAUGGAUAUGAAGGGAUCGAUGCUGUCAAAGACGCUCUGAAGGCGGGACUUAGCUGCUCAACAGAGGCAAUGCCAAUCAAGAUUAACCUGAUCGCACCACCGCGGUACGUCAUGACCACAACCACACUGGAGCGCACAGAGGGGCUGUCGGUCCUCAACCAGGCCAUGGUUGCCAUCAAAGAGCGGAUCGAGGAGAAAAGAGGAGUCUUUAAUGUGCAGAUGGAGCCGAAAGUGGUGACAGACACGGAUGAGACGGAGCUGCAGCGACAGCUGGAACGUUUGGAGCGAGAGAACGCUGAGGUGGAUGGAGACGAUGAUGCUGAGGAGAUGGAGGCAAAAGCUGAAGACUAAAGACUUCAGAGUCAGGAUCCAUAUGAACUGUUUUGUAUGGAUGGGAUUUUAUUUUAGCAAUGCAUUUACAUUUUUUAAAAUAUAUAUAAGCACAGCUUCCAGUUGUGCAGAUGAUUUUCUGAUCAAGUGGCCUUUUUAUAACCCGUCGUAUGAACUACUAAAAUGUUCAUUUAAAUCAUGAUUUAAUGCUCACAUUUCAGAAGCUUAAAUUCUCUGGAAAUGUAAAGUUUAAGCUCUUCCAUUUCAACCUGUCAGUAAACUUCUCGAUGGUCAAAAGUUA